ACCCACCUCCCGUGCUCGUUUGUCGCUGCAAUUGCAAGGGACCUAAUUUAUUUCCCAAUUCCCAAACCUAAAAAGUUUAAAACGUUCCUUACCCCCUGCUUGUGGGAGCUUGAACCUUCUUGGAACCACACUUCAAUGUCUAAUUGGAAGGUAGCAGCUCAUCAUCAUUUUGUGAACUAACCCAUCUCUGACUCUGAAAUGCCAUCUUACCUGCGAUUUCUGGUUCCAAGUUCACCUCCCAGUUGUGCUGCCAACAGCCAGUUGGGGCCACUAUACACUUAUGUGGUGGAUGGUGCACAUUUGCAACCAGCCAUGAUACAAUCAAAUAUCCAAAUAGCUUUUUCGAAGAACACAUCUCGCACAGUUACCUUCACUAAUUCCUUCCCAAGUGUGCACUGUGCUGGAACAUUGCAACUCAACAUAAACGCUGUAGAGAGAUCUGGUGUUGGGCAUAACCUUCUGCCACAAGCUGAUACGGGAUUAUUGCUGAAACAGACCAUCUCUGAAGAAGUUCAAGGUGAUAGUGAUUCUGAUUCUGUUGAAGGGGUUGGAGAUGUGGACCAUAAGGAGUUACGGAGAAGAAGAAAGAUAGGGUUAGCAAACAAAGGGAAAAUUCCUUGGAACAAAGGCAGGAAGCAUAGUGCAGAAACCCGCACUCUGAUCAAGCAGAAAACUAUAGAAGCUUUGAGUGACCCCAAGGUCCGAAGGAAGAUGUCCGAAUACCCUCAUGCUCAUACUGAGCAAAGCAAGGCAAGAAUAGGCUUUGCACAGAAACGGGUUUGGGCAAAGCGCUUGAAAUGGAAAAGACGGGGGGAGAAAUUAUUUCUGAAAUGGACAGAAAGCAUAGCAGAAGCAGCUAGGAGAGGCGGGAACGACCAACAAGAACUAGACUGGGAUAGCUAUGACAAGAUCAAAGCUGAAAUUGCUGUCCAACAGCUUCAGUGGGCUGCAGACAAGGCAAAGGAAAAGGAGCUUGCAAAAUUAAGAAAAGAAAAUGCAGCUAAGGCAAAUGCUAAGAAGACGGUGAAGAUUGCCCUGAAGAGAAAAGAUAAGGGACAGAAAGCAAAAGCUAGAGGAGUAAGGAAGAAAAAGAUUGAUAGAUCAAUGGGAGAUAAAGAAGACUUGGCUGCUUCAAAGGAGUUCAAACUCAAGGCAAUAUUAGCAAAGAUUCACAGAAGGAAGUCAACAAACGGUCAAGUCGGUAGUCAAGAGGACUCAGCAACUGCACAUCAGCCGGCUAUUAAAAAAUGGGAUCUAGAGUUUAUUCAGAGGGAAAAACUGCGAAGUGAAAUUUCACUUGCAGAUCAGAUCCAAGCUGCAAGGAGCAGAAGAGCAGAAUAUGCAGCACAGGAAUCUCUGGCAGAGUCUUGGGGUCAUCCUUCCAUUACAUGGUCAAUGGGAGAAGAGAAGAGUUAGCUUAAGGCUCGCUGUGAUGUUGAGGAAGAUAAUUGUAGGAAACUGUGAUGUUUUACUUGAUGUCAUGGGGUUAGAUUUGGUGACAAGGCAUGAACUAAUUGAGCAAUGGUUCAUGGACAUUCCCUCACUUCUCGGCUGGGUUUAAGCAGUACAAGGGUGGCAGCACAC
Molecule: messenger RNA, 1584 nt
Organism: Telopea speciosissima
Lineage: Eukaryota; Viridiplantae; Streptophyta; Magnoliopsida; Proteales; Proteaceae
Exons: 6
Coding region: 199-1416 (405 amino acids)
Molecular function (GO): DNA binding
Source: RefSeq, a predicted model, not a curated record